This is a messenger RNA of Kwoniella mangroviensis CBS 8507, 3450 nucleotides long. RefSeq lists its product as uncharacterized. The coding region runs from base 1 to 3450 and encodes 1149 amino acids. Gene Ontology annotation, cellular component: nucleus. The transcript has 8 exons. Lineage: Eukaryota; Fungi; Basidiomycota; Tremellomycetes; Tremellales; Cryptococcaceae. The record is from RefSeq and is a predicted model, not a curated record.
AUGGCCAAAAAAGGAAGAGGUAGCAAAUCUACCAAACUACUCAACAAAACCGCCAAUACCGCUACAGCCACAGGUGCAAAUGCCACUGCUGGACCAUCAACCCAGUCGUCCAGACAUGCCAAGAUCAGUGAUGAGUUGAAGCAGGCAGUAAAGGAUUUAGGUGGAGAUGAAGAUGAUUUGGAUCUGAUAGAUGGGAUAGAUGAGAGCGAUAAUGAAGAACAGGAUAGAUCUGCUACGAAAAUGCCCAAAGGCGAGAAGAAGCCUACAGAUGAGAAAUCAUUGAAGAUGGAAUUAGGAGAUUUCAUGAAAGGCUUAGACUUUGCAGCCGUUGGUGCAGUACAGGUGGACAGUGAGGACGAGGAAGAGGAAGAGGAAGAGGAAGAAGCUGAAGAGGAAAGCGACGAGGAAAGUGAAGACGAGGAGGAAGACGAAGAUGAGGAGGAAGCGGAAGACGAAAGCGAAGAGGAAGAACCAGAAGAGAGUGAGCAAGAAGAAGCAGAUGUACCUCCAACUACUGCCAAAGCAACGAAUCAAAAAACUGUUGAAUCUUCGAAGGCCAAUAUCGAUCAAGACUCUUCAAGCGGUAUCAAUGUCCCCGCCUCAUCAUCUUGGACUUCCCUCACCCCUCAACUACCUCCCCUCGACGCACCACUCAGACCACUCCAGGGACAUGCCUUGAACGAACUUCGUCAAAAAGCAUUGAACCUCCUGGACAAUCUACCUCCUUUGAACAGAGCUUCUUCUUCUUCCGACGCGGCGUUUAUAUCCCAGAUCUUACAAUCCGGUACACACCAGGAUAAAUUAUCUGCGUUGGUAUUGCUCGUCAGAGAAUCACCUGUACAUGCGUUGAACGAACUCAAUAGGCUGAGAUACAUGGCCGGAUGGAAAGAGGAUGGAAUUGGAGGAGGGUCAGGAUCGAAUAAGGAUCAGAGAGUCGCCGUCAUGAAGGCUUUGGCGGAUUGGUGGGUUAAUGGAGGCGGCAAACAGCAAGGAAAAUUGAGAUACUUUGCCGAUCAACCUUUACUUGCUCAUCCCCAACUUACGGAUCGACAUCUCCUGAUGUAUGCUUUUGAGGACUACCUUAAAAGAUGGUUCUUCAAUCUGUUACAGGUGCUGGAGGUGCUAUCGCACGAUACCCUGCCCUUCGUCCGGACUCAAGCUUUACAUAUCAUCUUCCAACUCCUUUCGGGUAAUGCUGAACAGGAGCAGAAUCUGCUAAGACUAGGCGUAAACAAGCUUGGUGACACCGAUCGACCCGUUGCCUCCAAAGCAUCUCAUCACAUCCUACAGCUUCUGCAAGCUCACCCAGCUAUGAAAGCAGUAGUAGCUCGUGAAGUAUCUGCCUUAGUCCUCAAGCCUAUCGGUAGUACAGCCGCAGCUGCAUCCUCAUCCGGUUCGCACAUCAAAUUCGACGAUGAUGUCAAAGGUAAAAAACCAGAAGAGAAGAAAUCCGAUACUGUUAAUCAUGCAAGAUAUUACGGUUUGAUCACUCUCAACCAAAUCACCUUGACGAGAAAAGAUCAAGAAGUUGCUGGUAAACUUGUUGACCUCUAUUUCGAAGUUUUCCGAGAAAUUCUCGGGGACGGCAGCAAGAAAGACGAAGAACACCCUAUUGGUGGAGAAGAGGAAGAAGGGGAGAUAGGGGAAGACCAAAUUGAGAAAGUAGCCGGUAAGAUCGAUAAAUGGCGUGGAAGAAGGAAAGGAACGAGACCUAAGCCUGGCCAAAAGAAGAAAACUGCAAUGGAACAAGAAGAAGAAUUGAUCGAGAAUUCUGAAUCGAAACUGGUUUCUGCCGUUUUAACAGGUAUAAAUCGUGCUUUACCUUUUGCCAAAUUGGACGAGACAAUGUUCAAAUCUUAUAUGGAUACUUUAUUCGUCAUUACUCAUAAAGGUACUUUCAACACUUCGAUCCAAGCCUUGAAUUUGAUUUAUCAAGUAUCCAAAACACAAUCAUCUUCGACAUCGGACGAAAAUGAGAUUAAAGGAAUAUCCGAUCGAUUCUACAGAACGUUAUACGACUCGUUGUUUGAUGAGAGACUUGUCAAUAGCUCGAAACAGGCAAUGUAUUUGAAUUUAUUAUUCAAGUCCAUGAAAUUGGAUGAUAGGAUAAAUAGGGUUAUGGCGUUUGUGAAAAGGUUGUUACAGAUGUUGGGGAUGCAUCAACCGCCUUUUAUUUGUGGGGCUUUGUACCUGUUAGGAGAGCUUUUCUCCACUACUCCUGGCCUCAAGAAAAUGUUGAUCGAACCUGAAGACGAUGACAUUGAGCAUUUCGUUGAUGCCGAUCAAAAAAACAACAAACCCAAAGAAGUCGACGACGCGCUGAAGAAGAAGAAGAUAAUGGAUGAAAAAGCUUAUGAUGGUAAGAAGAGAGAACCAUUAUAUGCGAAUGCAGAUUCAAGCUGUCUAUGGGAUUUGAUUCCAUUCUUGAACCAUUUCCAUCCCUCGGUCUCACUCCAAGCCAACCAACUCCUCUUAUCUCAACCUCUGACUGGAUCUUCCGAUAUAUCGUUGAACUCGCUCGUGUCAUUCCUUGAUCGAUUCGUCUACCGAAACCCUAAGAAGACACUUCAACCGAAAGGAGCAAGUAUCAUGCAGCCUGCUGCUGUAUCUGAUAAAUCAGGUAUGAUCGUACAGAACAAAGGUGCCAAAUCCUCCGGAGGUGAAGCUGGAUUGAUGGUCAAUUCGGAAUCUUUCUGGAGGAAAAAGGUUGAUGAUGUUCCGGUUGAAAUGAUGUUCUUCCACAAGUAUUUCUCAGAGAAGUUGAAGAGAAAUGAAUCGCUCAAGAAGAAGAAAUCGACUGGUGAAGAUGAGGAUGAAGAGGAUAGUGAUGAGAUGCCAGAGUUACCUUCGGAUAUUGCAGAUGAGGAUGAUGAUGAGGAGGAGGAUGACUCAGAUAUCGAUGUGGAAGAACAGGAAGAGGAAGAAGAAGAGGGAAGUGACCCAGAAGAAGAUGAGAUUUGGAAGGCCAUGAAAGCUUCUAUGCCUGGUGCGGAUGAUGAUAUGGGAUUAUCCGAUGAUGAAGAUGAAGAUGAGAGUGACGAUAUGACAGAGUAUUCGUCUGAAGAAGGUGAGGAUGAGGAUGUCGAGGUGGACGAAGAUGAAGAAGAAGAAUCAGAAGACGAAGAGGAAGAAGAAGAAGAAGAAGAACCAGUCAAAAGCAAGACUAAGAAAGGAAAGAAACAUUCCCCAUCCAUAUCUAGCGAUUCCUCAUUCCCUAAUUUCGAUGAUGAAGAAGAAGAUUUGUUAUCUGAUUCAGAGAUGGAAAUGCCUGAUAUCAGAUUAGACACCGCUGUCUCUUCCGAUGAAGAACAAGAGAAGGUGGAAACUGGGAAAAGGAAGAGGAACGAUGAUAGAAAGGCACAAAGGAAGAAGAGAAAGGAAUUACCAAUGUUUGGAAGUUAUGAGGAUUAUCAGGCUUUGAUCGAAGCUGGCGGUGAAGAGGAGGAUUAG